GCUCCCGCCAGUGCAGUCUGGCCCGUAGGUCUCUGGCCGUCCCAGACCGGCGUGCAGGCUUGGGAUCCUCCUGGUGACCCCUCCAGUCCAGGUCCCCUCAGCCACUCUGCCCCAAGAUGGGCCGUGGGGCCGGCCGCGAGUACUCUCCCGCUGCCACCACCUCGGAGAAUGGGGGCGGCAAGAAGAAACAGAAAGAGAAGGAGCUGGACGAGUUGAAGAAGGAGGUGACUAUGGACGACCACAAGCUGUCCUUGGAUGAGCUGGGCCGCAAAUACCAAGUGGACCUGUCCAAGGGCCUCACCAACCAGCGGGCCCAGGACAUUCUGGCUCGGGAUGGGCCCAACGCCCUCACCCCACCCCCGACAACCCCCGAGUGGGUCAAGUUCUGUCGCCAGCUCUUCGGGGGCUUCUCCAUCCUGCUGUGGAUUGGGGCCAUCCUCUGCUUCCUGGCCUAUGGCAUCCAGGCUGCCAUGGAGGAUGAACCGUCCAAUGACAACCUCUACUUGGGCGUGGUGCUAGCAGCUGUGGUCAUCGUCACCGGCUGCUUCUCCUAUUACCAGGAGGCCAAGAGCUCCAAGAUCAUGGAUUCCUUCAAGAACAUGGUGCCACAGCAAGCCCUCGUGGUGCGGGAAGGAGAGAAGAUACAGAUCAACGCCGAGGAGGUGGUGGUGGGAGACCUGGUGGAGGUGAAGGGUGGAGACCGCGUGCCUGCCGACCUCCGGAUCAUCUCCUCUCACGGCUGUAAGGUGGACAACUCAUCCCUAACAGGCGAAUCAGAGCCCCAGACCCGUUCCCCCGAGUUCACCCAUGAGAACCCACUGGAGACCCGUAAUAUCUGUUUCUUCUCUACCAACUGUGUGGAAGGCACUGCCAGGGGCAUUGUGAUCGCCACAGGUGACCGGACAGUGAUGGGCCGCAUAGCCACUCUGGCCUCGGGCCUGGAGGUCGGGCGGACGCCCAUAGCCAUGGAGAUCGAACACUUCAUUCAGCUCAUCACAGGGGUGGCCGUGUUCCUGGGGGUGUCCUUCUUCGUGCUCUCCCUUAUCCUGGGCUACAGCUGGCUGGAGGCUGUCAUCUUUCUCAUCGGCAUCAUUGUGGCCAACGUGCCCGAGGGGCUGCUGGCCACCGUCACGGUGUGCCUGACCCUGACCGCCAAGCGCAUGGCCCGCAAGAACUGCCUGGUGAAGAACCUGGAGGCGGUGGAGACGCUGGGCUCCACGUCCACCAUCUGUUCAGACAAGACGGGCACCCUCACCCAGAACCGCAUGACCGUCGCCCACAUGUGGUUCGACAACCAAAUCCACGAGGCUGACACCACGGAAGAUCAGUCUGGGGCCACUUUCGACAAACGAUCCCCGACGUGGACGGCCCUGUCUCGGAUUGCUGGUCUCUGCAACCGUGCCGUCUUCAAGGCUGGGCAGGAGAACAUCUCCGUGUCUAAGCGGGACACAGCUGGGGACGCCUCGGAGUCAGCUCUGCUCAAGUGCAUCGAGCUGUCCUGUGGCUCUGUGAGGAAGAUGAGGGACCGGAACCCCAAGGUGGCGGAGAUUCCCUUCAACUCUACCAACAAGUACCAGCUGUCCAUUCACGAGCGAGAAGACAGCCCCCAGAGCCACGUGCUGGUGAUGAAGGGGGCCCCGGAGCGCAUCCUGGACCGCUGCUCCACCAUCUUGGUGCAGGGCAAGGAGAUUCCCCUGGACAAGGAGAUGCAAGAUGCCUUUCAGAAUGCCUACAUGGAGCUGGGAGGACUCGGGGAGCGAGUGCUGGGGUUCUGCCACUUGAAUCUGCCCUCCGGAAAGUUUCCUCGGGGCUUCAGAUUUGACACGGAUGAGCUGAACUUUCCCACAGAGAAGCUCUGCUUCGUAGGGCUCAUGUCCAUGAUCGACCCUCCCCGGGCUGCCGUGCCAGAUGCUGUGGGCAAGUGCCGGAGUGCAGGCAUCAAGGUGAUCAUGGUGACGGGGGACCACCCGAUCACAGCCAAGGCCAUUGCCAAAGGUGUGGGCAUUAUAUCAGAGGGCAACGAGACUGUGGAGGACAUUGCAGCCCGGCUCAACAUCCCUGUCAGUCAGGUCAACCCCAGAGAAGCCAAGGCGUGUGUGGUGCACGGUGCCGACCUGAAGGACAUGACGUCCGAGCAGCUGGACGAAAUCCUCAAGAACCACACGGAGAUUGUGUUCGCCCGGACGUCUCCUCAGCAGAAGCUCAUCAUCGUGGAGGGCUGCCAGCGGCAGGGCGCCAUCGUGGCGGUGACCGGCGACGGCGUGAACGACUCCCCCGCGCUCAAGAAGGCUGACAUCGGCAUCGCCAUGGGCAUCGCCGGCUCCGACGUCUCCAAGCAGGCCGCAGACAUGAUUCUGCUGGACGACAACUUCGCCUCCAUCGUCACGGGCGUGGAGGAGGGCCGCCUCAUCUUUGACAACCUGAAGAAAUCCAUCGCGUACACGCUGACCAGCAACAUCCCCGAGAUCACCCCCUUCCUGCUCUUCAUCAUCGCCAACAUCCCCCUGCCUCUGGGCACCGUGACCAUCCUCUGCAUUGACCUGGGCACAGACAUGGUCCCUGCCAUCUCCUUGGCCUACGAGGCAGCUGAGAGCGACAUCAUGAAGCGGCAGCCGAGGAACCCCCAGACAGACAAGCUGGUCAAUGAGAGGCUCAUCAGCAUGGCUUACGGACAGAUCGGCAUGAUCCAGGCCCUGGGUGGCUUCUUCACCUACUUUGUGAUCCUGGCCGAGAACGGCUUCCUGCCAUCACGGCUUCUGGGAAUCCGCCUCGACUGGGAUGACCGGUCCAUGAAUGACCUGGAGGACAGCUAUGGACAGGAGUGGACCUAUGAGCAGCGAAAGGUGGUGGAGUUCACGUGCCACACGGCCUUCUUUGCGAGCAUCGUGGUUGUGCAGUGGGCUGACCUCAUCAUCUGCAAGACCCGCCGCAACUCCGUCUUCCAGCAGGGCAUGAGGAACAAGAUUCUGAUUUUUGGGCUCCUGGAGGAGACCGCUCUGGCCGCCUUUCUGUCCUACUGCCCGGGCAUGGGGGUGGCCCUCCGCAUGUACCCGCUCAAGGUCACUUGGUGGUUCUGCGCCUUCCCCUACAGCCUCCUCAUCUUCCUCUACGAUGAGGUCCGGAAGCUUAUCCUGCGGCGGUACCCGGGUGGCUGGGUGGAGAAGGAGACAUACUACUGAACCUGCUGGAAAGAAGAACCAGGCACGGGAAAGAUGGGGUGCCCUGGAGGUGUUGGGGGAUGGGGAGGGGGAGGGGUGGAAAAAACUGGGGUGGAUGUGAGGGGAUGCUCUGGGGAGAGAGACUGAGGCAACUCAGCAGGCUAAUUGGGGCAGUGGGGAAACAAGCCGGGGUAGGUGCCUGCAGACCUAAUGCGAGCAAUCAGAUUGCACACCACCUGUUAGGUUCCUCUCCACCCCACUCCGCUAGGUUGUCUGCUUUCCCUGAGGAAUUGAGGUGACCCCAGCUUUACCCAUUCCCUGUCUCCUCACCCCCACCUCCCACUAGAACAGAUCAAUACCCAAGGGCAAGCACCUGCUAAACCCAGAGGGGAACCAGGCUCAGAUCACCAGUGUCCCCUUGCGUCUCCAGCCUGGUUGUUUCUGGUGAGUGCCAGGCCCCGAGGCCAGAAAGGAAAGCUGGAUGGAGAGGUUAGGGCCUAUUUCCCAUCAUGGCUAGUCAGGCACCUCUAGAAGAGAGCUGGGCAGACUGAUGGGGGCUAGGGAUACAGCAGAGGAGGGGAACAACAAAGGGACAUGAAAAGAUAGUGUCAAUGACAGGACAUGUGACUGGUCGGGUCUCCAGACCGAUGUCUGGGCUCCAGCUCUGGGACCUGCCCUUUAGAGCACUCUACCGGCAGGCCAAAUUCAAAUGUCAUCAGAACAGCAGCAGAGGCAGGACCAGAAAGCAAUGCGGGGCGCUUCAUGGGAUUCCAUGCCCACGUGCCACAGCGUCCUCACUGACUCUUGGUCUGUGGUCUGUCUGGGCCAGCAGGCCCAGGUGUCACAGCUGUGCCAGCUCUCUCAGUCACGGCGCUUGGGAACGCCCUGCCCUUUAGAAUGCUAAGCCCUCAGAAGUCCCCCCAAGAGGGUAGCUGCCAGUCCAUUCCCUGCUCCUCUGGCCCCCUCCGCGUCAUGCCCAUCCUGUGCGCUGCGUCAUUCCCAGGCACUGCCAAGCCUGCCCUGGAAAAGGCACUCCCUGGCCAUCAGCUGGAAGUUGGGUGGAGAAGUUCCCAGAACCCUCCUGUUUUCCGGGGACAUGCAGAAUCCGCUUAGGUCAGAAGCAAGGUCAGAAGCUCUGGACAGCAAGAGGGAAAGCAUUAGACCUGCCUUUGACCUCUCAGACAGCAAGCCUGGUCCCCCCGGGCAGACACCCUUCACACUGAUCAUUGUGCCACUUCCCCCAGAAGGGCAGUUACUGCCAGGUUCCUACGUGAGCUACUUUUCCUUCCCUUGCGCCUCUCCACCUAUCCCGUGGCUCUGCAGGCAGCGCGGCCCAUUCCCUAAGCCUGGCGUAGAGGGCACCGGAACAUCCUGUAGAGACACCUAGAUGAACCGAGCAAGGGACAGAGACACCCAAGAAAAAUGGAAGCCCUAAGGCAAGAAGGAAGGAAGCCCAAAAGACACACAUCAGGCCCACAACCUCCCAAGGGCUAUUCCUUCCUUUUACUGGAAUUUUCCUUUAUCAGUAGUAUCUUGAAAUAAGUCAGUGCUUUGGGCUUGGAAAACUAAAUGGGAAACCAUAUUACUUUGGGCCUGAUUGAUCUGAGAUUUAUUGUCUAUGGACAAAAGUUUGCCUUGGCAAGUCAAUAAAAAUGGCAUUUGUUUAGUAAGUUAAGAGUAUAAUAUUGCUAGGGGUGGCAUAUUUAGUCUACCUAAACCAAUACUUUUCAGGCACUUUAGGACUAUCCAUUUAGAAGUAGUGAGCAUGUGGCCUAAUUAUCAUCAGUUCUUUGGUAUUUUUUCAAAAUAUCUGCAAGACCUUUUGUAAGAUGUUAGUUUGAAGCACUACAUAUGUACUUGAAAACAAUAAAGUUACAUUUCUUUAUGAAAAAAGAGAUCCCUUC
Molecule: messenger RNA, 5062 nt
Organism: Manis javanica (Malayan pangolin)
Lineage: Eukaryota; Metazoa; Chordata; Mammalia; Pholidota; Manidae
Source: RefSeq, a predicted model, not a curated record